Molecule: messenger RNA, 213 nt
Organism: Soboliphyme baturini
Lineage: Eukaryota; Metazoa; Nematoda; Enoplea; Dioctophymatida; Soboliphymatidae
Source: the annotation of a GenBank genome assembly
AUGAAGUUUUCGACGAAUGAGCGUGCGCGAGCGACCGCCCUUCGUCCGUUCGUCCGAGCCAUUAGCAUUUGGCGUGGCGUUGUUUUUCAUCACGCGCCUGGCCUACAUUCGUCCACUUUGGUUGUCGUGUGCCAGCAGAGGUCGCUAGUGAUGGCUGACGACGACGAGGCUGCUUUGCAGCGGCCUUUUGUGUCACUUGACGUACUGAGGUGA